Molecule: messenger RNA, 5531 nt
Organism: Gracilinanus agilis (Agile Gracile Mouse Opossum)
Lineage: Eukaryota; Metazoa; Chordata; Mammalia; Didelphimorphia; Didelphidae
Gene: GNB4
Product: G protein subunit beta 4
Exons: 8
Coding region: 387-1313 (308 amino acids)
Biological process (GO): G protein-coupled receptor signaling pathway
Cellular component (GO): heterotrimeric G-protein complex; cytoplasm
Molecular function (GO): protein binding; signaling receptor complex adaptor activity
Source: RefSeq, a predicted model, not a curated record
AAGAAGAAGAAGAAGAAAAAGAAAGAAAUCUACUGUAAAAAAAUAAAAAUUUUUAAGGAUAUCAAUGAGAACCUUUUUUUGGGAUGUUCAAACUGCUCACCACCUUUAACUGAGAAUAACCCUACUAUGUAUUGACUUAGUGGCCAUUAGGUUAAAUUUUAGAUUAAAAAAGAUAAAGAUUUAGAUAAAUAAAGAAUGAUCUCUUGUUUUAGUUAAUUGCUAAUUAUGUUAUAGAAAAUGUUGAAAAUCUUUGCUAAAAAAGCACACUAAAAAGUAAAAUAGACGUUUUCCAGAAUUAUUAAAAAUGUUGUCCAAAUUAAUUCUAAAUCUGUUUUUCUCUUCUUUAGGAUGCUAGAAAAGCAUGUGGUGACACAACACUUGGUCAGAUGACAACGAGUCUGGAUUCUGUAGGAAGAAUUCAGAUGCGAACAAGGCGUACACUUCGAGGUCACUUAGCUAAGAUUUAUGCCAUGCACUGGGGAUAUGAUUCAAGGCUCCUAGUCAGUGCUUCCCAAGAUGGAAAACUAAUCAUUUGGGAUAGCUAUACAACAAAUAAGAUGCAUGCCAUUCCUUUGAGAUCUUCCUGGGUGAUGACCUGUGCUUAUGCUCCCUCUGGUAAUUAUGUUGCUUGUGGUGGUUUGGAUAACAUCUGUUCCAUCUACAACCUGAAAACUAGGGAAGGCAAUGUGAGAGUGAGCCGGGAGUUACCGGGCCAUACAGGCUACUUAUCCUGCUGCCGUUUCUUAGAUGACAACCAAAUUGUUACAAGUUCAGGAGAUACAACCUGUGCUUUAUGGGACAUUGAAACUGGCCAACAGACCACCACGUUCACUGGACAUACUGGAGAUGUGAUGAGUCUGUCUCUAAGUCCUGACAUGAAAACUUUCGUUUCUGGUGCUUGUGAUGCCUCUUCUAAACUCUGGGAUAUCCGAGAUGGCAUGUGUAGGCAGUCUUUCAUUGGGCAUGUGUCAGAUAUUAAUGCUGUCUGUUUCUUUCCCAACGGGCACGCGUUUGCCACCGGCUCUGAUGACGCCACUUGCCGGCUCUUUGACCUUCGUGCAGACCAAGAGCUGAUGAUGUAUUCUCACGAUAACAUCAUCUGCGGCAUCACUUCGGUAGCCUUCUCCAAAAGUGGCCGCCUCCUGCUGGCGGGCUACGACGACUUCAACUGUAACGUGUGGGACACGCUGAAAGGAGAACGUGCAGGUGUUCUUGCUGGCCACGACAACCGCGUCAGCUGUCUAGGCGUCACCGACGACGGCAUGGCUGUAGCGACGGGAUCUUGGGACAGUUUUCUUAGAAUCUGGAAUUAACUGGGUUGUAUGUGUUUUACCUUCUCCGCUGAGAUCUGGAGAGAUCAAUGCUGCAGCCUGUAGCUGUGAAAUAACAUUUCUACCUUGUAUUUGCAGGUGAAGUGGGGGGUUUUCUAUUCACUAUUACACUCACACACACAAAGGCUUUAUGUAAACUAUUAGAAAAUAAAGUGAAGAAAAGGGGGGAGGGGGGCCAGUGUAUAAAAUCAUGGUGACAAGAAAGCAAACACAGACCCGGUUUUGUUUUGGGAAUUUUGGGUAGCUUGUUCUGAGGAAUUUCUGCUUGUGCUCAGAGUCUGCUAAUCUUCCAUUUUCCUGGUAUGGAACAGAAUGCACACACUAUUGCAGCCUCUCCCGUAACAUUUGUCUGUCUAACGUACGUCUGCUUUUUUUUUAAAGAACGACAUUUAUAGCUUUGCAUCUAUCUGAAACGUCGUAUUUCUGAAUUUUGGAGAUCAGAUGAUAGCUUGGCAGGAUCUAGUCUUUGUGAAAGUGCUCUGCAUGGGACAUGCUGCCGUGGCUUUGGGCGGGCAGCCGUGCCUCCUCCAGGUGGGCCCCGGGGAUUCCUUCUGGAGCCCUUCCCUGUUCUGACACGGCACGCGCGCCUUUCCCCCGUGGCUCCCGGUGCCUCCUUUAACACCAGCUGCUGUUCCCAGAAUGAAGGGCCCACAUUUCAGCUGGGACAGAUGGGCUAGGUAGACUCCUGAAGAUGCGCUCUCGACCCUGGCCAAAUAGCCAUUUUCUUCUCUGGGGCUCUACAGGAAGUUGUAGAAUCGCCUGCAUGUCCAGACCAGAGGCGCAGACGGACCCACGGCCGACAUUCUUUUGCACAUUCUUCAAGGCUAAUUGUAAUACGAUGACACUAGGAGGGGCGUGUCCCACUGUGAGCCUGGCCAGUUGAACUUCAGGACGCUGAGUUUUUAGGCUAUUUGGAAAAUUUCAGGUUUUUUUUUGUUUUUUGUUUUUUGGUUCUUUGCCUCAGAGAUAUAGAAUGAGUUGUUUUUUUUCUGCAAACCUGGUGAUCCUUCCCAGGAUUUCACCCGAGUAUAGAUGCCUCUUCUAUGUAUGGCUAAUUUAGUAAGAUAGCACUGUGUUUAGAGUGAAGAGCAUUAUCCCUUGUCUCUGGGUCAGUAACCUAUUUAAAACCUUAAGUAAACUGUCCUCUUAAAUUUAAAAUUUAGGUUAGUGAAAAUGGCCCAUGCCUUCACGUCUUAGUCGCUGCCAUGAAUCCAUCCCUUAUUUUGUCUCAAUAUUCCCUCCAGUGCCAACCGUCCAUUUCUUAAGCUCUUUGGCUGAUUUUAAAGAUCGCCUCUAAGCCGCGGCACCCCCAAGGAGCCGGCCUCGCAGCCAGGCACGCUGCGAUUCCCAACUUCCUUAGAGAGUGGCUUCGUCUCACUAGCACCGGGUCCGCCGGAAGAGCUGGGCUCGAAGCGCCCUCGUCUUUCAGAAAAAACCUUUUCCUGUGACGGAUCUCCCUUAGAAAUCAGUCACUCAAUGGGUGGCGUUGCUUCCCCUUGUUACUUCUUGGGAAAGACUGUCGAGUCCUUUUUGUGAACGUUGGGGCCACGGAUUCCUGCCGAGACCAACUUGACGCUUUGAUCCCAUGUUACUCCCAACGUCAGCACUUCCAAACUGUGCCUGUAUAUCUGUCUUGUUUACAAAUAGUAAAGCGUGCCAACCACCGUGAAUUUGGGAGCAGGUCCAUAGAGAGAAUGUACUUGGGGCCAAUUCGGGAGGCAGCAGACCAAAAUUAUUCUACGCUGUAUAUUACAAGAACUCGCACGUUUUCCUUUUUCUGUGAGAUGACUUUUGGAUGAAUGAUGUGCUGUCCUAGUGACAUGUCUGUGUGUCUUCAUAAGGAGCAGCUCUUUGGGGUCAGACAGAAGGUGCAUACCUCUGAAAAAAGCAUUGUCAUUUGGUUCAACAUCAGGAAAAAUGGCUAAAAAGCAAACUAAAUGAGAGAAGUCCUUGCCAUCAGUUUGGAAGCUGCAUGGCAAUAGCCAUAAUUAUCAGUGGCACAUGGACAAACCACAAGUGUUAUCAAGUCACCAACAGAGUUUUUUCUUAAGUGUUUACUUUCAUAUUUCAACAAUUUGGAGACCAGUUUAAAAUAACUGAUGACUCGAGUGAUUAACAAGUUUAUGCAUAUAAUAUUGAUGUCAAGAGUCAUCUUUGUGCCAUGUUGAGUGACUGCCAGGAGUGUCCAAGGCUAUUUCAGUAAAUCUGAAAUCGGGUAGGCUGACAGUUCCCUUGUUUCUAAGCACCAGAUGGCAUAGUUUGCCAGUUGUUGAAUUUAUCUACAGAUUGGGAGUUCAGCAUGGCUGUCCACCAUGUAUUUCUAUUCUUUAAGUAUUCCUUAAGUUGACAGGAAGGUACACACAUGGGAAAUCUACUGAUCUUUAAAUUGGUUGAAAGGAAAACAAUGCCAUCCAAACAAUGCCACUUCCAUCUGUAUCAAAAAUAUUAGCAAUUUCUUGUGCGUUAGUAGAAAUAAAAUUAUUCUCGAAUCCUAAAAUUUAUUCAGCUGUUUUUUACUGUACCAUGUCAGUGAUUGACAUUUGAGCAUAAAGCACUUUAAAACAAAAUGACUACUUCUGGCAUAAGGUUCCCCCCAAAAUUGAGUAUUUCUUCUAUUUUUUCCUCUUCCACAGAUUUUAACAGAGUUAAUUUUUAAUCUCUGCAAAGGGCUCAGGUGACCUGGCCUGGCAGUUUGUGUCAUAUUCAGAUUUUCAGAGCUGUUGGGUCCCAGUGGGCAGGGGGCAACAUCUGGUGUCAAUUUCAUUAUUGGUAGUCAUGGAACAGAAAAUCAAGCUUUCCAAAGGGGUGUUUUAGGGACCCCUUUCUACUGUUUAAUGUGUGCCUCAUGGUUUAAAUGAGAAAAUUCUAAGUGUGGUUGAAAUUUAACAUUCUGUACUCUCAAAAUUCAUUGAUUUGCUCAGAUUGCUAGGAAAUGGAUUGGGUCUUCCCCCAAAUGGGACUAAAACAAUGAUGCUGUGAACCUGAUUCUGAUCACUACAAAGGGCUUUCUAGAGUUUUCCUGACGUGUUUGAAAAGACUGCUUAUACGUUAGUUCUGACAUGGAAAGCAUGAAUGGAACAAGAAUAAUGUCCGAAACUGGUAUUUCUAGUCUUUUGUCAGUUCCGAUUAGCAAUGCCGUCUGGAGGUGGCAGAUUCAUCUUUAAAAGUCCAUCCACGUACCGCUUGUCCCAUUGUGACAUCGUGUUUUAUGUUUAUGAGGAACACGAAAAACAUUCCAUUCAUUUUCUCCCUUUGUUCAGAGGACAGUCAGCGGCCACCAGAUUGGAGGGCUCUACUUCAAAAUCCUGGUUACUUAGAGUAGGUGAAAAUAAGCCCGUUGUCUGCUGUGUUGGGCAGCAGAAUGACUGGCUUCGAGAUCCCAUUUGUGUACAAAUUAAGCAAGCUUGGGCUGGUGGUGCACCUCGUAUUCCGCGAUCUGGCCUGCAUGCUGGUAAAGCUUCCUACACUUCGGAGGCACCACAGGCCUUUUUAUCCAGUUGCUGGUUAUGUAAAAUACAUGCAGAAUGUUAAUGCAGUGUUGUAAUGGUAAAAUGUGUCAAGUGUUACUAAUUGAUAUAACUGAUAACAGAUUAAAUGUGCCUGACAAAAUCUUGUACCACACACAGUAUGUUAGGUUUUUGACUAAUAUGGACUUCAGUGGAAUAGUCUUUAGAUAUUUCAAGCCUUUGUUUUACUUACACAAUGGUGCUCUAUUCCGUGUUUUUUCUCCUUUCAAAGAGGCAUUCGAACACUUGUACUACAUAAUACAUCCAAAGGAGUCCAAAUGUAAUUGGUUUUUAAAAACUUUUGUUUUGCAGUCACUGUAUAUGAUAGUUAAAUUUCCGAUAUAUUUCUUCUCAUCUUACUCAGAAUAUUUGUUUUACACACUCUGUGCUGACUUAGACCAGAUAAGUCAGUAAAGAUUACAAACAAUUCCAAACAAUUCCACACUGCCUUUGGAGUGUGUCUGUAUCCACCUAACAGCUUUAAUUUAAGCUAAUAAAAACCAGGGACUCGUGCCGUGCAUUCUCCAAUAGUGCUUUUGCAUCAAUGACUUCCCUGUGAAAAUGGUCACUUGCUAUGAAUUUCUGUUUAUAGCUUUUUUCCAAUGGAUUUGAUCUUUGUAUUUGUACAGUGGCUCAGUGAAACAUGGUGCCAUGAGUUGAUAUUGUAACCAAUAAACAAGUGCUUUUAACCAGA